AUGGCGGCUGGACGAGGGGAGUUUUUACUGAGUUUCUUGGAGGGUUUGAGGCGGAACCGGAACCCGGACCUCGGCCUCUCGGCUCCGGCGACACGGCAGCCGAAGGCCGGCGGGAACGUCCGCAGGCCAGAAACGACAGUCAAGAAAUAUGAAGCAGAUUCUCCUCAGAUGGAAACUUCUCAAUCUGAAGAAAAUAUAAUUGAAAACCUGCCGUCUGAGGUUCUGCUGAAGGUUCUGUUGUACCUGGACGUCUCCUCGCUGUCCUGCAUCAGCCACGUGAGCAGAACCUUCCAGCAGCUCGCCGCCGCCGACGUCCUCUGGAGGAAGAUGUACGUGUCAGACUUUGGGAGUCGGACUUGGAGGCCGAAGUCUGAAGCGGCGCUGCAGGUCGAGCAGGAGGAGAAGCAGGAGAAGCAGGAGCAGAAGGAGGAGCAGAAGGAGGAGGGUCGGGCGGGCUACUGGAGGAAGAUGUACUUCAGGACUCUGGCUGGACAGGAUGUGAAGAACUGGAUGAGAGAGAGGAGAGACGUCAGCCCCUACACCGGCCUACCUCAGAGGACCAGCUGGGCCCUCAGGAAGCUGAGCGUGAGCUGGGAGCUGACGCUGAGCGGGGAACCGGGCCAGAACCUCACGCUGCAGCCGUGCCGCGCAGACUUCUUCCAGUCCUCCGCCGUGGUCCUCUUCAGCGGAGCCCGGUUCCCCCGGUUCCACCGGAUCAGAACCAUCGCGCUGCACGGGGUCCGGAAGGAGGCGCCGAGGAGCCCCAGAGCCGGGAGGCCCGGGUGGCGUUCUCUGGUGCUGCAGCUGGAGGUGAAGAGUCGUCCCAGUUGGUUCUUUGGUAAAGACGAUCUGGUGAGACUGAGGCACUUCCAGCCCGGCGUCACGGUCGGCACCUGGAGGUGUGAGGACACCGUGGUCUUCAUCGUGGUCACGCUGCACUUCCACCGGCUGGUGGAGAGGAGUCUGCUGGGCUCUCCCGUGUGCCAGUACUUUGAGCCCGCGGAGCUCCCCCCUCUCGACCAAUCAGAUCCCCAGUUCGGUCUCCAUGGUUACUCGCUGAACUUGGUCCUCCACGACAACAACAACAAGAUCCUGACGGGAACCUUCAGCCACCUGCGCUGUCACCAUGUCCCGGUUCAGGGUGGCGUUGUGGAGCUGAGGGUCAUCAACAGGAACAACGUGUCUCAGCACCGCUCGCUGUCCGGCGCCAUCAAGCUGCCGUGGAGCGGCGGCGCCCAGGAGGGCUCCGUGAAGAACUGCUGCGUCCUGACGCUGACGCUGCUGGACGACUUCCAGAAGCCCUUCUGGGUCGUCAGCUCGGCCGUCUACGUGGUCGCCGCCGUGCGCCCGCUGUCGACCGACUACGGCGGCGACCACUUCCUGUUGCACUUCCAGGACGCCGAGGGGCAGCUGAGGAUGGAGCUGGUGCAGCUGACGGAGCAGCGCCAGUUCAUGGUCAUCGGCCUCGUGGUCACGCUGCCCAUCCUCAAGGUCAACCGGCGCUUCGGCACGGCGUACUGAGGACGGAGAACCACGGCAGAGUGAGGGUGUCAAAUAUAUUUGUUUAUAGGGUUAUGCUGUUUGUUUGAAGAGUUAAGACAGUAAAAGUUUGUAAAAUUCUUUAUUUUUAUAUUUUUGUUCACAAUGCAGGUAACAAGUCUGUUUUAGUUUCUAUUACACUUCAAGAAUAUAUAUUAAUAUAUAAUAUAU
This is a messenger RNA of Pseudoliparis swirei, 1710 nucleotides long. Its product is annotated as F-box only protein 15-like. The coding region runs from base 1 to 1521 and encodes 506 amino acids. Gene Ontology annotation, molecular function: protein binding. The record is from RefSeq and is a predicted model, not a curated record. The transcript is spliced from 10 exons. NCBI's taxonomy places the organism in Eukaryota, Metazoa, Chordata, Actinopteri, Perciformes, Liparidae.